Messenger RNA from Closterium sp. Naga37s-1, 6987 nucleotides. The record is from the annotation of a GenBank genome assembly. NCBI's taxonomy places the organism in Eukaryota, Viridiplantae, Streptophyta, Zygnematophyceae, Desmidiales, Closteriaceae.
AUGGUGCUACUCCUUAUCUCCAUCCGAUGCGAGCUAGAGAAUCUGACCAACCUUCGGCCUGCGUCAGACGAUUUCACAUUCUACAUGAAACUCAGAUGUUCCUGUGGGGAAGUGAGUGAGAAAGAGUCGUCGGUGACAAAAGGGGAGGAGUACGAGAUGAAGGGCAGCCGAGGCACUGCAAAUCUCGUUCAGAAGUGUAAUUUCUGCAGCCGUGUGGGCUCUAUUUCAUUGGUAGAAGGGCAUGGUAAACCCUUUACGGCAGAAGAUUGUGAGAACAGGAAGUUUGUCCCUUUAGUAUGCCUGGACUGCAGAGGAAUGGAGCCGGUGGAAUUCAUUCCCAAGGACGGCUGGCAGGCGGAGGGGGCAGAGUCUGGUACCAAGUUUGAAGACAUUGAUUUGAGCGAUAAGGAGUUUUCAGAUUACGACGAGAAGGCAGGAGAGUCGGUGAGCAUUCUCAACAUCGAGUCUCAAAUAAAGUCCGCCGCAACUGCCGGCGCGAUGGAUCCCCUGCGGGAGGGCUUUGAUUGGCUGCUUCAUGAGCUCGGCGGAGCGGACGCGGACGAGUUUGCUGCGGGAGGAGGAGACGGCGCGGGCUCCGGGAGCGCUGCGCCGAUGGACGGAAGCAUCGAGGCUUCGCUGGAGGAGUCCGGGUUCGCGGAGCUGCUGACGUGGCUGCGCGAGAAUGGCGCGGAGGGAGAUGCGCUGACCGGAAAAAACCUCGAGGUUCUUCCCCCAGCUGCUAGCAGCAGCGCCCAUAGGCGCGGGGCAGCUGCUGCUGCGCCUGCCCCUGCCCCUGCUGCUCAACGCCUCGCGCUGCUCCGCGCCCUCCCCCCGCCUCCCCCUCCCCCCACGCCUCCCCCUUUCCCCCGAAGGCGACCUCGCCGCCUGCCUGCUGCUGCUACAGCAGCAGGGGGAGGGGGGCGAGCUGGGGAAGGGAGUGGCGGAAGGAGAGGGGGAAGCUGCGGGGGAGGGGGAGGGCGCGGGGGGGAGCUGGGGAGCGCAAGUGACUCCUGCUGUGCUGCCGGCGCUGCUGGCGUCCCGCACGGCCCACCUGCUGCCCAUGCUCAGAAACGACCUCCCCCACCUGCCCCUCCUCCACCAGGUCCGCCCUCCCCCUACCCCCCCCUCCACCUUGCUCUCCUCAUCGCCCUCUUUGUUCCCUAUGCCCCCCUCACCUUCCCUACGUCCCAAGUUCUUCUUCCCUGUUUUUCUUCUCCUGUCGCCCCCCCCAAUCCACCCACCCAACUAAACUCCUGGCCUCUCGCCUAUAUAGGAGUCGCUUUUGAGAAAUCUCAAAACCCCACAUCCCCUCUCUUCCCCACUUCAACUGCUACCACACCCCCCCCCACCGCCCCACCUCGUUGUUUUCUCCAUGAUCUGCUGGUGUUAUUGACGUUUUUAUCAAAUUUCCUCUACCCAACUUCGCCUGUUUUUUACUUCCGUUGUCUCUACUUCGCUGCACCGCGCUGCACCUCAUUUCACUUCGCUCUCAGUCUGUUGUAUCUCCUUCCUCCUCACUUUACUCCUGCCUCCUCCCUGCCCUCUCUUUCCCUCCCACCUCUCGCUGCCCUCUCCUUCCCUCCAACUCUCUCGCUCCCCUCUUCCCCACCCCCCUCUCGCCCUCCCACAUCCGCCCCUCUCUUCUCCUUCGACGUCCCUGCUUCGCCCUCCCUGCUUCGCCCUCCCUGCUUCGCCCUCCCUGCUUCGACCUCCCUGCUUCUCCCUGCCCCUCUCGCCCCCUCUGCUUCGCGUUCCCCACUUCGCCCUGCCCUUCUUGCCCUCUCUGCAUCUCCCUGCCGCUCAUCCUGCCAGGCCUUGGCCCAGAGGCAGCAGUACGAGCAGGAGUAUGCCAACUGGACCGCCACCAUCAGUAGCACCACCGACACUGGCAGCAGCAGCAACAGCAGUGCCGUGUCGCUGCCGUCGCUGCAGCAGUUUCUGGUGACGGUGGCGGCCGUGAGGGCGCUGGCUCUGCCCAUGCGCCUGCCGCCCCUGCAGGAGGGGGAUGGGGAGGGGGAGGAGCAGGGGGGCAGGGGUAAGAAGGGCGGGAAGAAGGGCGGAAGGAAGGGAGGGAAGAGGCAGAAGAAGCAGAAGCAGCGGCGGUUUGAGCUGACGGUGGUGCCCCUCGUGAAUGCUGUUGCGCGGGCGAAUGAGAGGAACCUAGGGAACGUGCAGUGGCAGCUUACCCAUUCGGGGUUCCACCUGAGGGCGUCAGAAGCCAUUCCCACCGGGGCUGCCCUCGUGCUGCCUCUCAACGGUGGCCUGCCCGACCCGCUACAAGCAGCAGCAACACACGCAGGGGCACAGGGGACAGCAACAGAGUGGGAGAGCGAGGAGGAGGAGGGGCGGGCACAUUUGACAUCAUUGGAGGAAGUGGAGGAGGCGGACAGCCAUGUGUCGCCGGCCACGCUGCUAUCUAAUGAUGAUGCUUUCCUCUCCCUUGGGAUCAUCUCCGCCUGCUCCGCCUUUGACCGUGUGCAGCUGUACCCCUCGUACGACACGCUCACUCAGAGCGUCCUCAGUGCAGCGCACGUGAACCCCGACUUCAAGCCAUCAGCCUUUAUGAAACUGGCUGAUCGCGUGCGCACAGCGCUGCUGAAGGAGCUCUACCCCUCGUACGACGCGCUCACUCAGAGCGUCCUCAGUGCAGCGCACGUGAACCCCGACUUCAAGCCAUCAGCCUUCAUGGAACUGGCUGAUCGCGUGCACACAGCGCUGCUGAAGGAGGUGCGUGCGGUGAAGCAGGAGGUGCUGUCCACCCUAGUGCGAGAGAAGCUGCUCGCUGCCGCUGUGCGAGCCAAGAGCGGCCGCGGCGUGGGAGGGAGAGGCGGCAAGGCGGAGAGAGGAGGGGUGAAGGGAGGAGGGAAGGGAGUGGUGGGGAGGGAGGGAGAGGCUGGGAAGGAGCAGGAGGGGUGUGGAGGGGGCGUGGUGGAUCAGCUGCUGUUUUGGGAGAGGAGAAGGGCUAUGAGGCAGAGGUACCGGCAGCGACAGAGGAAGCGAGCCGCUGCCCUGCUGGCUGAACUAGAGGCGGAGAGAGCAGGCGAGGCAGAGGCUGAUGGGGAGGGAAGGAGCAGCAAGGGGAGGAAGGGUAGCAAGGGGCGGAAGGGGAAGAAGGGGAGAUGGGAUGAGGAGGAGGAGGAGGGGGAAUGGGAGGACGAGGAGGAUGCGGUGGAGGGGUUGUAUGUGUAUUCGGAUGGCAGGAUGGACCCUGAGCUGGUGGCGUACUUCAGUGCUGUUGUGCUGCUGGCAGCUGCUGGUCAAAUGCCGGAUGUCAUCUCCUUGGCUCGUGUGAGCGUGGCAUAUGCAUGGAACCUGGACGGCAUCACCACAUGCACGUACAUGCCGCUGCUCUCCGACCCAUCCCACCCGCUCUACAUGCACAUGCCUCCCGACCCCAACAACCCCUCCGCCUCGCCCCCGUCACCCGGUAACCACCCGGUGGUAACCGCGCUGUCGCUCGCCCUGGACGUCACUGCCAGCAGCCUGCAGCGGCCCAUAUCGGAUCUCAUGACAGCAAUGAUUGCUCUGGAUGAGAUCGGGCGGCGGCUGAUAGAGACAGAGCCCAUCUGCCACAUGGCGCUGCACUCCGAGAUUCUCUCUGAAACCUUGGAUAAGGUGUGCACGCCGGCUUUCUUCGCGGAGGCAGCAGCAGUCAAGCCCGUGUGCACGCCAGCCUUCUUCACGGAAGCAGCAGCAGUGAAGCCCGUGGUGGCCUUUCCCUCCUCACCUACCGUUCUGGCCUUCUCCCCUCCCCUUCUCUCUCCCCCUCUCUCCCUACUGUGUCCCCCACUCAACACUACCCCUUCCCAGGUGUGCACGCCGGCUUUCUUCGCGGAGGCAGCAGCAGUGAAGCCCGUGGUGGCGUUCCGAGCCAGCAAGCGAGACAUCCUCGCCCUCCUCUCCUCCCGCCUCAAAGACUCCUGCUCCGUCCAAUACCCCCACGAGGCCCAGACCGCUGCCACCGCCACCACCGCCGCUGCCGCCCUAGGCAGUGGCACGGGAGGGGCAGGAGGAGCAGGGGAGGGAAGGGAGGUGGGGGCGGGGAGGGGAGGGGAGAGGGGGGAGUGGAGUGAGUUGGCGAGGGAGGCAAUGGAGGAUCUGGAUGAUGAGGAGUGGCUGGAUGAAUUCAUUCAGUGGAUUCGAGAGAACGGCAUCCCUGACUUUGCUGCUCCAGGAUCCAUCUUUCAGCUGGUGUAUCGCAACUCCAAGCCAUCUGGCGCAAAGGCUGUUGCUGACACCUGGUUGAAGCCCAGUGUAUGCAGUGCGGGGCAGGCGCGCAAGCAGGCAGGGGAGCACAUGAUGAGCAUCCCACGGGCGCUCUUCCUCGCCACAGACAAGAUGCUGCAGGACGGAGUGCCCUACCAGGGCCCUGUCUGGUCCACCGGAAUGGCUGCUGCAUGGCUGUGCCGUGAGAUGGUGAAGGGCAGGGAGUCCUUCUGGUGGCCAUACCUGCAGUUCCUGCCUCCCUCUGUUGGCCUGCCUUUCUUCUCCAAGCCGGAAACACUGAUGGAGCUCGACUCACCUGCUUUUGUUCAGAAGAUAUCAACCCAUCUGAACAACUACCGGUCGGAGUACAACCGCAUUGCACCGCACUUGCGUGCCAACACCACUUUCUUCGAGUACCUGUGGGCCGUCUCCAUCAUCAACUCCCGCGCCUUCGGGGACCAGACGCGCGGUAACAUGGUUACCAUCACGGUGGAAGGCAAGGACCAGGAGGUGCCUCUGGCGAGCGGGCCCUUAGCGCUCGUGCCGAUAGCGGAGCUGCUGGACCAUGAAGACAUGUUCCAGGCUCAGAGCUGCUGCUGGGCUAUGUCUUCAUGCCCUGUCAUGCCCCCUCUCCACGCCCUUCUCCCCUUCUACUCCCAACUCUCCUCCCCUUCUCCUCCACUUCUUCUCCCCCUCUCCUCCCCUUCGCCUCCCCUUCCCCUCCCCCUCUCCUCCCCUUCUCCCCACCUUCUCCUCUCCUCCUCCACCCAGAUUGGAGCAUCACAGUUUGACUUCAUAGCUUUGAUGCCCUUUGCCAGGGGCGACGAGCUGUUCUCCUCUUCUCCACCCCCUCUCCUCCCCGUCUCCUCCUCUUCUCCACCCCCUCUCCUCCCCGUCUCCUCUUCUCCUCCCUUUUCUCCUCCCAUUCAAGCAUCACAGUUUGAGUUCAUAGCUUUGAUGCCAUUCACCAAGGGAGCCGAGCUCUUCACGUCGUACGGCCCCAAGGUGAACGAGGAGCUGCUGCUGGGCUACGGCUUCGUGCUGGACGGAAACAAGCAGGAGAACGUGCUGCUCUUCCGCACGCUGCUAGAUGCAGUGAACCUGGUCGCCCUCGUCCUGCACCGCGGCGAGUGGGUGGUAGGCCCGGGUGGCUUGGGUGGGGCGGCUGGGAAGGGCGGCAAGACAGGGGAGGCUAGGGAUGUGAGUGAGUGCCACGAAGGGAUUGAGGGAGAGGGAGAGGAAGAGGAGGAGGGGAAGAAACGGACAUGUGCAGCGAAAUACGGGGAUGAGGCUGUGGAAGGUGGUGGUGCGGCUGUGAGUGCAGAGGCGGGCAGCAAAGGGGAUAUGGAGCUGAAGCAGGGCUUGGCACGCAUCUGGGGAGAAGGGCUGGGUGACUGGCUGGUCAACGAGGGUGCUGAUGCCAAGGCAGUAGAAGCAAUCGCCAGGGAGCGCGCCAAGGCAGAGAAGCAGUUCGUGCACGUGGGAGCCAUGCCUCAGUACUUGGCUCGGCAGGAGAUCAGGAGGGAGAGCGAGGCAGACGAGGUGAAUGGCGGAGUGGAGGUGCUGGCAGGGAAAUACAAAGACCCGAGUUUUGGCGUGUCCGUGUGGCGUGGGGGGAUUGUGGAGCCGAAUCUCAUGGCGGUGUUUGCUGCUGUGUGGUACUACCUCAAGCACCAUUCAGUUAGGAGUAGCAGCAGGGGGUUGGAGGGAGAGAGCGAGGCGGACGAGGUGAAUGGUGGGCUGGAGGUGCUGGCAGGGAAGUACAAGGACCCGAGUUUUGCCGUGUCCGUGUGGAGAGGUGGGAUCGUGGAGCCGAACCUGAUGGCGGUUUUUUCUGCUGUGUGGUACUAUCUCAUGCACCAGUCAGAGCCCCCGGCCGACAUGGCCAGUUCAGUGCUUUACCUGGGGUGGGCCGUGAGCAACAGUGGCUGUCGGGACCCACAUGUUGAUAGCCAAAUCAUGCAUUCACCCCUUACUCUUUCUCUGCGCUCUCCCCUCCCUCCGUCAGAGCCCCCAUCGGACAUGGCCAAGUCAGUGCUGUAUCUGGGCUGGGGAGUGAGCAACAGCGGCUGUAGGGACGUGGCCUCUCCCUUCUCCAACGUGCUGCCCGCCCUGCAAGCAGCGGCUGACACCGUUCGUCUGCUAGCGCAGGCGCGGCUGCAGCAGAUGCCGACCAGCAUAGAAGAGGACGAAGCGAUCCUGAGGGAGCUGGAGCGGUGCAAGAGCGGCGGGAAGAUGGGGGCGGGUGGUGGGGAGGGGGUGAAGGGUGGGAAACUGGGGAAGGAAGGAAAGAAGAAGCCAGCACAGAGCAAGCAGCAGCAGAAGGCGAAGCUGACGAGCCUGGAGGAGGAAGUUUCCGCAAAGCGACUCAGCCGGCGCCGGCGCCGGCGUGCUGUUAGCGAGGGGAGGAUCAGCGAUGACUACAGCGAUGAUGACAACAACGAGGGUGACAACACCGAGGAGGAAACGGACCUAGAGCUCGGGAGCAGGAGCGAUGAAGAGGAGGCGAUAGAUUGUGAUGCGUGGGCGCGAGAGCAGGCCAGUGGGGAGAGCGAGGAGGAAGGCGGCGGGUCGGAGAGCGGGAAUGGCAGCGGCGGUAGUAGUGGGGGUGCGAAGAGGCUUACUGUGAUGCGGGUGCGGUGUGGGUGUGAGGAGUUUAGGGCGGAGGCGGAUGAGCGGAUGGUGGCGGUGCGGUUCCGGAAGGCCAAGAAGGCGGUGCUGAAAGAAGUGGUGGACCGGCUCAGAAAGGCGUGCCCUUCCUCCCCCACUGCUUUCCUCUGA